This is a messenger RNA of Topomyia yanbarensis, 5012 nucleotides long. RefSeq lists its product as uncharacterized. The transcript is spliced from 5 exons. Gene Ontology annotation, molecular function: epidermal growth factor receptor binding; receptor ligand activity. Gene Ontology annotation, biological process: epidermal growth factor receptor signaling pathway. NCBI's taxonomy places the organism in Eukaryota, Metazoa, Arthropoda, Insecta, Diptera, Culicidae. The coding region runs from base 1852 to 2589 and encodes 245 amino acids. The record is from RefSeq and is a predicted model, not a curated record.
UCAGUAUGGAUGGAAAUAUAUGUGCAUUGUGUGGCUUGAGAUAGCUCGAUAAAGUUACACAAAUUAUUCGUAUUCCAGUUUUGUAUUUUGGUCCAAUCCCGUCCGACUGGCGUGCUAAGUUUUAAUCGUCUUCGAAGUUUAAAUCAGCAAUCAAGGAUUUUGUUGUUUUGGAGGAAUUGAUUCAGUUUUUAAAGACGAUUGACAGUUGCAAUAUAAGAUUACCGUAGUUAGUGAAGAGCCAACAGUUUUAUGUGCAGUGUUUUGCAUUCACAUACAAAAAAAAAACUAGUCAGACACGAGAAAUGUUCGUGUCAGAGUUAUGUUGAUAAUAUACGAAACCAGAAGUGUGUGUUGAAGAAUGACGAAAGGUUUAUCCUGUUUCGUUUACCACCACGGGAUGUCACUUGCAAAUCGGUUGCACAAAACAACUGCAGUUGCCGAACGGGUUAUCAAAUUAUCAUUUUUCGAAGUGUAGACUGCUUGCUAGUCGGCUGAGCAACACUGGAAGCAGCGAGAAAUGAAUAAUAAUUGAACAAUAAAAAAUGGUGGAUCAGAGAAAACGAAAAUAUACUACCGGAGCAGAGCUAAAAGAAGUAUUUAUAUAUUGAGAAGAAAUGUUACCUUUAAACAGACGUUCGCUCGGGCGUGUACGGUUUUUUUUUAUUUGUGUACGAGGCAUCUAUUUCUUUUAUUAAUGUAAACAAGUAAAUGUUGAGACAUAUAUUCAACGAGAACACUGUAAAGUGUUGUGGAUAGAUUUACAAACCCGAGGAGGAGUACUCAGUAGAACUAUAUAAGACAAAUUAGAGAAAUUGUUCUGUACACUAUGGUAGGUUAUAAUUAUACAGAAUAUGUGGUGAAAGGUAAAAAGUUUCAAUCUUAGUGCAACUUCAGUGUAGAAUCGGCACACUGUAAACGUAUUUGUUUCCGUGCCGUAGUGAGACAAACGUACAUAUAUGCACACACCGAAUUAGUGGCCGGCCCGAGUGAGAUUGCGUGAGGUGUUAGUAUUGCAAAGAAACAACAGUUGUUAGUAAAUUUUGUUUGAAAAUUGCGGAAAAGAACACUUAAACGAGCAAAAUUUAGCUCUAUUAAAGGUUAGCAUUGGGUUGCAGUCAAGCCGAAUGCCGAAGAUGAAAGUUAAUAAAAUUGAAAUUUGUGUAAUUAAACUUAAGUACAUGGAUGAAUCGGUAAAAUGAGCUGUGCUCGUUGCCUUCCACUCGUUAGUGUCAAACGAUCAAUGUCUGACGAACAGUUUCCAAAAAUUGUAUACAUAGAAAAUAAAACUAAUCCGUCAGACAGGCAGUAUGGUUGAUUUAGCUCAUUAGUACGAGACAGUGAAAAUCGAAAAUGACUAGUUUGCAUGUAGAUUUCAAAUUGAACGACAACCAAAAGUACGUAGACCAUUCUACGAGCAUUCCUACUGAACGCGCAAUAUUUAUCACUAAACGCCAAUUCGGCACACAGCACCGCGAUAAAUCAGUUCAAUAGCCGAGUUUCGAAAACUGUUCAUUAUUGGUACGAACAGCGCACGGUCAAGUGAGUCGGAAGAAGGAAAGAAACCAAACUUAGAAAAGUUUUUAGAUCCGUGUCAACUUGAUUCACACGUAAUGUUGGAGAGGAAUAGUGGGAAUGAUUCGUGUGCAAGUGAUGUAAUAAUAUAUGCGGGCGCAAAGCUAGAAAAAAGUGCCGGAUUCGUUGUUGCUGAAUGAGCUAUUAAUGUGCCGAGAAGAAAAAAGGUGAAACCGAAAGAAAUCACGGCGAAGAAACAGCCAAUAAUUCACAAAGAAACAGCGAACAGCAGAAAAAGUAAAACGAAUCUAUCGAAUCAAUGAAACUAGUGCGCUGCGGAUGGAUAAAAUGAGCCGAGCGAUAAUCCAUUUUGCAAGAAGUAACCACUUUUGCAGCAAAUUUCCGACGUCUAUCGACAGAAUGUACCAUCACGCAAACAGUACAAUGAGCACACCGACCAGUGGAUUUUUCAAGUUCCUAGCACGAUUCUCAGGGAGGAGACGGAUAAGUUAUCGAUUACGAAGGCUAUCCACCCUGUUUUUUCCCUACGUUGCAAUUUUUCUAAUAUUAAGUACAGUAUGCAGAAUAACAGAUGCGUGUUCGAGUCGGACAACGCCUAAACCUCGUCCACCUAGUCCGACUGCUAGACCAAAUAUUACAUUCCAUACCUAUAAGUGUCCGCCGGCGUAUGCGGCUUGGUACUGUCUCAAUGAAGCUACUUGCUUUACUGUUAAGAUAGGUGAUUCGUUGUUGUAUAAUUGCGAGUGUGCGGACGGUUAUAUGGGUCCUAGGUGUGAAUACAAAGAUCUAGACGGAUCGUAUCUACCAACCCGACCUCGUGUGAUGCUAGAGACUGCAAGUAUAGCGAGCGGUGCCAUUGUCGCAGUGGUCCUGGCAACAAUAGUUUGCUGUUACAUAUGUGUGCACAAGCACCAGCAGAAAAAAAGACUGGAAAACGCAAACGGUGGCAUCGACACCGUGGACGGAUUGCGAAUUGUGCGGAGUGAUCCCCCUAAGCGGCCAUUCGGUUCUCAUCACCUUCGGACGAUACCGAUGAGCGAAACGCUUAAUCGAUAAAUACCGGCCAUUAGAGGAUAAAAGAUUGAAAAGACAAAUUGCCUUGUAGCGAGCAGGAUACUCUGAACAAAGCCUUGUUACUACAGUUCUCGUAGGAAAGCCUGUUUGUCGAAACUGUAGAUGCGGCAUUCCAGUGUAACCAAAACCAUAACUGCCAACAUCUUGUACGCAAGAACGCGAGAAUAGUACGUACAAUGUAGCUAGGACGAGGACAAUCUACAAUAACAACUGAGACAGAUAAAUAUCGAUGAAUGGAUUCAAGGUUUCUCUAUAUAUAAAAAUAACAUCUCGUUUCAUUGGCUCUCAUUAAAAAUGUAUCUUAUCCUUCAUUUAAACUUGGUGUUAUUUAUAGCAUUUUUACGUACGAGUACGAAAAAUUACACAUUCAGUAAUAGCACUCAAGAAAAGUUGGAUUGAAAGAUUCUCGAGCGGACCGCAUUCAAACUCCUCAUUCCUAGCUACGGUAUCGCGCUAUCACAAUGUGCCACCAGAAGCCCAAAACGCACAGAAAAGUUCUGCAUAGAUCGUAUGGUGUUCGUGAAUUGUAGUUUAAGAAACAGAAAAACGGUUACUUUCAUACUUGUGCGUUGUGUUACUGAUAUUAACAACAGGUGCCUAGGUAAUAGAAGAUUUGUGAUUCAGAGAAUGUAGGAAAGCAUACAUCUAAAUCAAAAUGGAAUACGGUCUUUUGAACGUUGACCUGCAUUAAGUUUAUAGAAACUUUUUAACAGUGACGAAAUGCAGAACUGAAUUGCCGCCUAACGUAACGAUUUCUGGUUCAUUGUAUAAGCUUAGAAAAGUACGAGUUCAUCAGCGGUUUACCGUCCUCAACUAUUUUAUUUUUGGCCAAAUAACAAAAACGUUUCGUGAUAACUUUAUUUGUAAUUAUCGAAGUAGGUUUAAAUUUUUAUCUCCUGUAGAACGCGCCACAAGUUUUAAUUUUUACAUCAGCUGAGACGGUUAGAUCGAAUUUUAACUAGGUUUGGUAAUCAACUCCCGUUGCAGACCAAAAGAAAAAAAACACUUAUCUUGCCAAGUCAAAAGAGGAUCGCAAUAAAUUUUAACAUUUACAUUUACGUGCCAUCUUCUCAUUUCGAUUCGUUUCGCGCCAGCCUCUGCAGACGCGCUGAAAAUGCUGAGGCUAGUAGUGAAAUCACUGAGCAUAAUUUACCGAUCACGAUGACACCUAGCGUGUAAUAGCCACAAUUGCGGCAUCUUCAUCGAAUGAUGAUUGCGUGCAUUUAAGACGUUUCAAAACACUAGCGAAAAAGAAAGCUCACAAUAUUAUUGUAAACAACGCGUUUGCGGCACUGAUAAUUUCACAUUGAUGCCCCAUUCAGACUAAAGAAAUGUCGUAGCAAUUGAACUAAUUUAUUUGUAUAGAAAUGCCAAAACCAUAAAGAUUGUAAUAAUCUUUGCACUACUUUUACUGUUACGAUAACCUUUCCACCCUAGCUGCAGCUAUUAUUAUAAAGUUAAUUAUUUAAUUAUUUAUUUUAGAUACUGUAUUGUCUAGACAUGUUAUUUCAGUUGCUUGCAUUGGAAACGUUAAAAUGAAAAGUUGCUUUUCUUUUAGGAAACCAAACUAGAAAUUAAAAAAACGAUAAAGUCUGAACAUCACAGCAUGGGUCGAUUCUCAUGUUAUCGAAAACAGAGAAAAAAAAAACUGAUUCGGAAGCGAGCAGACUACAAAUGGGGAAGAAAAAUAUUACCUGUACAGUUUAUACUGCAAUAAUUAACAAUUACUGGAAAACAGUAGUAAGAUAUGGAAGAUGCUGAGCCCGAGAAGCAAACACAGAAGUGAAUAAUUUUUGUACAUCUUCUUAAACUAACGAAAGUGCUGAAAGAAGGGUGUGGGUUUGCAACGAAAAGCAUGAAUGGUGUAAAUAUGUUAUCGGAAAAAAGCUAUAAAAGGAUGCCGACACAUCGUCUAUGUAUGAAUUGUUUCGCCUUAGCUUAGACAGAUAUUUUAAAGAUAGGUAGAUAGAUACUUUUAUUUAAUUGCUUAUUUCCGACAAGUUCUGGUUUCAAUGAGUCGAAUGGUGAUUUGCCCCUUCCGAAUGGUUGGGAAAACUAAACAAUCGUAAUGCUGCGGGAUUUGAAUAUGUGUUACUUUCUUGCAAAUUUCUCCGGUGUCUUAUAUCGACAGUAUUCAUUAGGCUAUUCAAUACCUGAGCAAAUAUUUGCCAAUUCUAUGUUUUAAUGAACUUUUCAUCGGUUUUAUUGCAAAUGUUCACAUUCCUACCGCAGUUAAUGUUUUUUCUGACAUUCGUAAGACACCGGAACUUUUGAAGGCAGUGCAAUGUUUUUCCCGAAUCGAUGAAAUUUGUAUUAUAUUCAUUUGUAUAAAAGAGAACAUAUUAUCUUUUUUGUAUAUUUUCGAGCUUUAAAUAAAAUUAAUCAACAUUUUUGUUGGUCAUUAA